AUGAAACGCGGAGAACGGAAUUGGAGAGGGUAACUUUUUCUAUAUAACCGGUCGCUCCACCGGACGUCUCUUCAUAUUCUAACAGUUAUAUACACUACAUACCACAUCCGAGAGUGCAGUUCUCGGUCAGAAAUCAGUUCUCUCACAUCUUCUUAAACAAGAUGAUGUUGGCGCCCAUUAGCCUGGUGGUGAUACUUGCGGCUUUGGUAGCCGCUGAUCCCGCAAUCAGCGAAGUCAGACCUCACAGUAAUCGUCCUGGUAGAUUUUUGUCCCUACCUGUGCCACAAAAAUGCGCGAAUCGGCCAAAGGAGUUCAGCUUUGGUGGGCAUAAUUACUUCUACAGUGGGCACGUUCCUGCCCAUUCAAAUCUCAAAGUUGACUGGCUGGACGCAAGGAAUAUUUGCCGAGAAUACUGCAUGGACUUAGUAUCCAUGGAAAGUCAAGAAGAGAACAAUUUGAUCUUCAGACUUAUUCAACAGAACAACGUGCCAUACAUUUGGACUUCUGGUCGUCUCUGCGACUUCAAAGGUUGUGAGAACCGUCGUGAUCUCGAACCCAAAGCUCUGUACGGGUGGUUCUGGUCAGCAAAUAGGGAGAAGAUGGCACCUACCAAUCAAAUUCCUAACGCAUGGGGAUACAACCCCUGGUCCCAGACUGGACACAAGAAGACUCGCCAGCCCGAUAAUGCUGAGUUUGACAUUAAUGGCACCAAUGAAUCCUGCCUUUCCGUUCUGAACAAUGUCUACAAUGAUGGAAUAGCGUGGCACGAUGUUGCCUGCUAUCACGAAAAGCCUUUCGUCUGUGAAGAUUCACAGGAACUUUUGAGUUAUGUCAAGAGCACCAAUCGUGGAAUUAAUCUAUAAUCAGAUCACUUCUAAUAAGUUGUCAUAAACUUCUUGAAUUGAGGCAGUAACAAUUAGGCAGUUUGUUGCCGUUACGCAAAACAUUGUUCAUACACAUAAAAAUUUUUCAGAAAACAUCAUUGCAAUCAUAUCUGCAUAGCUAUUUUCUAUCGCAUCUAAAAAUUGAAAUGAAGGCUGUCUAUAAUCUUAAUAUGCUUACGUUAAUUCACACAUGGAUGACUAUAAAUUAGCCGUCUCAUUAUAAACGUUACACGUAUACGUGAUGGCAAAAUCAAUUUUAGUAAUCAAUGUAUGUAAAUAAUGUAAUUGGAGAUUGAUUCCAUAGAGUUGAAACUGCAAUAUCAAUAAGUUACCAGUGUGGCCAGUUUUGGAAACCCUGAUCAUAUAUUAUCACUGAAAUACGAUAUUUUCUAUUGAGACCACAUAAAA
Athalia rosae (coleseed sawfly) is the source of this 1292-nucleotide messenger RNA. RefSeq lists its product as uncharacterized. The transcript has 4 exons. NCBI's taxonomy places the organism in Eukaryota, Metazoa, Arthropoda, Insecta, Hymenoptera, Athaliidae. Bases 162 to 863 code for a protein of 233 amino acids. The record is from RefSeq and is a predicted model, not a curated record.